AUGGUAAGAGGCAUAAAAUUGGUCGGAACGUUAGCCAUGGUUAAAACUGCAAACCACACUUUUGUUGGUUCUCUAGCCUGCCAACGAGACUCAUUUAAGGCCAAAGAAUUUGAGACUACUGUAAUUGCAUGCGAUGUAGGUAAGAAGAAGAAUACCUUUGAGAUCGAACUUCAGGAUACUAUCUUGUUUCCAGAAGGUGGCGGACAACCUAGUGACUCUGGGAAAUUCCUUCUCAAAACUGGGGCCUCAAUUCCUGUCUCCUCAGUAUUCAGAAGAGGACUGCAUGCAGUUCAUAUCACUGAUAGGGAUGUUCCAGUCGGAGCUAAAGUGUCUGUUGAAAUUGAUUGGGAUAAGAGAUUGGACUAUAUGCAGCAACAUACGGGACAGCACUUGGUAAGUGCAAUUCUUGAACAGAAGUGGGGGUUGAAAACCCUCUCUUGGUCUAUGGGGGGUAUUCCAAGUGAGAAGAAACCAAAGAUUGAACCGUAUGAUCUGUUCAACUAUUUGGAGAUUAAUAGGAGAUUGACCUCAGAAGAAGUCAAGGAGUUGUCCGAUACCGUCACCGAAUAUAUUACGGUGAAUCCUAAAACAAUUACGAUUUUCGAAGGAGAUCCAGAGUCCCAGGGAGAAAUUAGUACCCACAAAGUGCCUGAUGAUUACGAUUUAUCCAAAGGUGUGUUAAGAGUGGUUCAUAUCGAAGACCUCGAUAAGAACCCAUGUUGUGGAACUCAUUUGCAAACAACAUCACAGAUUUCUUCUGUAUUGAUCCUUCCUUCUCAAUCUUCUGUCAGGGGUACCAAUUCAAGGUUGUUCUUCAUGUGCGGUGAUAGAGUUAGAAGGUAUGCAUUAUUCUCUAAUGAGGUUAUUAGCAACACAAAAAAGUUACUCUCCUGUUCUGAAGAUCAAAUAGAACAUAAAUGUGAUAUGCUGUUGAAGAACAUGCAAAAGACUACUAAAAGAGAACAAUUCUGGAUAAAAGAAUUAGCUGGGUUCUGCUCAAAAUCAUUGAUCACUGAUUUGAAGGAAAAUUCUAAAGCUCACUUUAUCCGCGAUGAGUAUGGUACCCUCGAGUUCCUAACACAACUUUACAAUGAAAAUAACCAGCUUAUUGCUGGAUCAUCAUUGGAAGACUACUGCUACGUUCUUGCUGGAAGAGAAAAGGCUUCUGGAGGUGGGGCUAUCAUCAUUGUUUCUGAUUCUAGUAACAGAAUCCAAGAGGUGUCAGACAAGUUGAAAUCAGUAGUAUCUCAGCUGAAAGGUGGCGGAGGUAAAAAUGGAGGCAAAUGGCAAGGAAAAGUUGCCCUUUAUAAGGCGUCUGAGUUCGAGGGCUUACAGCAUUAUCUUGACUCCGAAUUCUAA
Molecule: messenger RNA, 1359 nt
Organism: Kluyveromyces lactis
Lineage: Eukaryota; Fungi; Ascomycota; Saccharomycetes; Saccharomycetales; Saccharomycetaceae
Product: putative alanine--tRNA ligase
Exons: 1
Coding region: 1-1359 (452 amino acids)
Biological process (GO): regulation of translational fidelity; alanyl-tRNA aminoacylation
Molecular function (GO): ATP binding; alanine-tRNA ligase activity; nucleic acid binding
Source: RefSeq, a predicted model, not a curated record